CGUGGAGACGGGCUGAGCCCCUGGACCGAGCGAGCCCCUGGACGCCGCCGCGCGGGGCCAUGCAGGUGGCCAUGACCGGUAGGGCCCGCAAAGAGGCGGUGCAGGCCGCGGCACGCGAACUGCUCAAAUUCGUGAACCGGAGCCCUUCGCCCUUCCACGCGGUGGCUGAGUGCCGCAACCGCCUCCUCCAGGCUGGCUUCCGUGAACUCAAGGAAACAGAGACCUGGGAUAUCAAGCCCGAGAGCAAGUACUUUCUGACCAGGAACUCCUCCACCAUCGUGGCCUUCGCUGUGGGAGGUCAGUUCGUGCCUGGCAAUGGUUUCAGCCUCAUUGGGGCCCACACAGACAGCCCCUGCCUGCGGGUGAAACGGCGAUCUCGCCGCAGCCAGGUGGGCUUCCAUCAGGUCGGUGUGGAGACCUACGGUGGAGGGAUCUGGAGCACCUGGUUUGACCGUGACCUCACCUUGGCUGGGCGUGUCAUUGUCAAGUGUCCCACCUCAGGCCGGCUGGAGCAGCGGCUGGUGCACGUGGACCGGCCCAUCCUUCGCAUCCCGCACCUGGCCAUCCACCUCCAGCGGAACGUCAAUGAGAACUUCGGGCCCAACAUGGAGAUGCACUUGGUCCCCAUUCUUGCUACAGCUGUCCAGGAGGAGCUGGAGAAGGGGACCCCUGAGCCUGGCCCUCUCAGUACUGCAGACGACCGGCACCACUCGGUCCUCAUGUCCCUUCUCUGUGCCCAUUUGGGGCUGAGCCCGGAGGACAUCUUGGAGAUGGAGCUGUGUCUUGCAGACACCCAGCCUGCGGUCCUGGGUGGUGCCUAUGAGGAGUUCAUCUUUGCCCCUCGGCUGGACAACCUGCACAGCUGCUUCUGUGCCCUGCAGGCCUUGAUCGACUCCUGUGCAGCCCCUGCCUCCCUGGCCUCAGACCCCCACGUGCGCAUGAUCGCCCUCUAUGACAAUGAAGAGGUGGGAUCUGAGAGCGCCCAGGGGGCGCAGUCGCUGCUGACGGAGCUGGUGCUGCGGCGGAUCUCAGCCUCCGUGCAGCACCUGACGGCCUUUGAGGAAGCCAUACCCAAGUCCUACAUGAUCAGCGCGGACAUGGCCCACGCUGUGCACCCCAACUACCCGGACAAGCAUGAGGAGAACCACCGGCCCUUAUUCCACAAGGGCCCUGUGAUCAAGGUGAACAGCAAGCAGCGCUAUGCCUCCAACGCGGUCUCCGAGGCCCUGAUCCGAGAGGUGGCCGGCCGCGUGGGGGUGCCCCUGCAGGAUCUCAUGGUCCGGAACGACUCCACCUGUGGGACCACCAUUGGCCCUAUCUUGGCUUCUCGGCUGGGGCUGCGGGUGCUGGACUUAGGCAGCCCCCAGCUGGCCAUGCACUCCAUCCGGGAGACAGCCUGCACCACAGGAGUCCUCCAGACCCUCACCCUCUUCAAGGGCUUCUUUGAGCUGUUCCCUUCUCUGAAUCGUAACCUCCUAGUGGACUGAGGCCUCUUGGAAAGACUUCUCGUCCACGGGAAGUUCUCAGCUGAGCUGAAGCUGGAUUAUUAAAGUGCAUUUUCCACUCA
Messenger RNA from Condylura cristata (star-nosed mole), 1567 nucleotides. It is a transcript of the gene DNPEP, whose product is annotated as aspartyl aminopeptidase. The record is from RefSeq and is a predicted model, not a curated record. Lineage: Eukaryota; Metazoa; Chordata; Mammalia; Eulipotyphla; Talpidae. The transcript is spliced from 15 exons. Gene Ontology annotation, biological process: proteolysis. The coding region runs from base 60 to 1487 and encodes 475 amino acids. Gene Ontology annotation, molecular function: zinc ion binding; aminopeptidase activity.